Molecule: messenger RNA, 457 nt
Organism: Drosophila teissieri
Lineage: Eukaryota; Metazoa; Arthropoda; Insecta; Diptera; Drosophilidae
Gene: mRpL55
Product: 39S ribosomal protein L55, mitochondrial
Exons: 2
Coding region: 93-416 (107 amino acids)
Biological process (GO): translation
Cellular component (GO): mitochondrial large ribosomal subunit
Molecular function (GO): structural constituent of ribosome
Source: RefSeq, a predicted model, not a curated record
UCAGUCACACUAUCAGCUGCCUGACAAAAACACGAUUUUAGUGCAGCUCUUAUAUAGCUAAAUCCGUGUAAAUAUUGUGAUUAUCAAUUAAAAUGUUGCUGAAACAGUUGCCCCAGGCCGUUCAGCAGAUACGCUGCGUCUCAUCGGCCACGACGGCGGUAACCAGGCUGCAUCGCUCGGUUUAUUGCCGGCUAUAUCCCACUGUAGUGGUUCAGCCCGAUGGAUCCACGAUAAACAUCCGCUAUCACGAGCCGAGGAAGAUUAUCAAGCUUCCGCUGGACUUGAGUACUUUAACCGAUGCGGAGCGCAGAUCUAGAUUGGAGGCCCGCAAGCCGCGCAAGAAAGUCAAGAUCAUGGAGGAGGUGGAGGACAACUUCAACGCCAAGAAGUACAUGAAGUACAUCAAGAAGAAGUAGUCGCAUUUUAAAAUUGUUAAAUAAAACACAGAAACCCGUUA